AACGCAUUUACUUUACUAGCUGCAUUGUAAUUAGCCCAGCUUCUAAACUGCCAUUGUACUGUUGUGAACAAAUGCUUCCUCAGGAAGUUAUUUUUUUUCUUGGGUUAUAUCAUACAAGAAAAGGAAGUUUCAAGCAAUAUACGGAAGAUGUUGACAUGAUUACCAUCCACUGCUGAACACAAACAUGGAUACAUUACCACUAUGCAUUUUAAUACUUACAGGCUCUGUGACAACAUCUGCUGAGAUAGCUGUACAGGGGAUAGAAGGGGAAUCACUUCUAAUUAAUUGGACAUAUCCCAGGGGUUAUGAGUCAUAUACCAAGUACUUCGUCAGAGGAGAAUAUUCAACAGCCACACUGGAUAAAUUAGUUGAAAUUAAUGAAGGCAAAAGUGAUCACAAUGUCACAAAAGGCAAAUACUCGCUUUAUGACUACAAAUCAGCUGUUCUUCUGACUGCUACAAUAAACACACUGUCAUCGGAUGACAGUGGGAGCUACCAUUUUGGAAUAACAGAACUUGGCCGUGAUACUCAUAUGAAUGUUCAUGUAUCUGUCAUUAAAGCCCAAACAACUGGCAGCCCCCUAAACACAUUAUCAACUUGUACAGACACUGAAAAUGAGUCAUAUACAACAUCACAUACAGAUGUCCUUAGCCCUUCAAUGAACAUGCCCCAAUCCUCACAAACACCAAAUGACAUGAUACCAAGCAAAAUCAGAAAAGCAGAAAUUCCUGUUAUUGUGAUUGCAGCAUCUGCCGUUGCACUGGUAUUUGUUCUUUUGUUAAUUAUUGGAAUAUACUAUGCAAAAAUGAAGAAGAAAAAGGCAGUGAGCAGUCCAGGAGGAAGGACCAAAACUAUCAAGAAUACAUUUAAUGGUGCUGCUCAGGUCUCAGAACAAAACAUUGACAUGGUUCCUUAUUCAGAUAUCAGCUUUGCAGAGGUAAACAAUCCCGUUUAUGCAAAUAGUGAGGAAGCUACCAAUUAUUCCACAGAUAAGUGUCGCAAGAAGGAGCAAAGGCCAUCUACCACUUACGCCACAGUAAAGUGUGAUAAGGAGGAACACAGACCAUCUAUCACUUAUGCAGAGGUAGACUUUGCGGAUUGUGGAAAGAAGUCAAAUGUUUUAGCCAGUACUUCUGAAGACCCUUCAUUAUAUUCUACUUUAAAUUGCUGAUGGAUUCAGAAAAUGCAUUUUUUUCAGCCAACAAAAAUAAAGAAGUUCUGUGACUGAGGGGCAAUGAGAUACAGCUGAACAUAAUACCAAAUAAAAAAAGAAUGACAGGUCCCGAAACCCCUUCAAGUAUUGCUACCAGAGUCCUUUUAUCUUUCACCGUCAUAACAUGAACUGGCCUUAUUAUGUCUAUUGCAAGCAUGUUUUUCUUUAUUACGACUAUAUGAAUUAAAUAUGGUAUUGCAAGGCAUAUUCAGCACAUUAGUGACCAUUAAGCCCAUAUCAUUAAUAUAUACAUGGUAUAUAAUUAAAAUAUACUCACUUUAUUUCAUAUUCUCUUAAGGUUCUGAGAUUCUCAGAAAUUCUGAUAAUUUAGAAGAGGCUUAAACAUGUAUAGAAGAAUUCAGAGGCACAUUAAGCACCACAGAGAACUAGUGUUAUUUUUUUUAAAACUGUUAUCUUUACUCACAACUCACAUAUGGCCAUUUCGCAUUACUCGGGAACACGUAUGCUACUUUGGCCUACAAUAUAUGCAAGGGUGGAACUACAUAUAAAAAUGUAAUGUCAUAAACAUGAGCUGGUAUGUGAUUUGAAGAACACAAUCCCUGGGAUUCAAUAAUGCCUAAGUGAACACCAUUCUAUGCCAACAGGCAGCACAGUCAUAACUCACACCUUCUUCCUCCUAAUUUUAGUUUUCCCACUGAUAUUCUUGCUGCUUUAAAUAUUGACAGGGAUUCAUAAAGGUUACCACAGAGUGUAGACUUUAUGUACACUUAGUGAAAUCUUUCUGAAUGGCUAGAAAGCAUAAAAAAGUGAUAAGAAUGUUCUUGAUUACAUAUCAUGUACAUUUAGUGUACACUUAAUGUGACUUAUUGUAGGCUUUAUUGAAUCUGGCCUAUCUUGCCCCACAACCUGUUACCUAUAGCAUUUCUGUCUGGAAGGUAAGUGCUGCUAUCCAGUCAGAAUGCUCAAGUGACAACAGUGUGAUUGUGGAAAGUGUAAGUCAGUGCACCUGUACCCCAGAGGCUGCUUCACUAUUUGAGUACACUGCACAACCACUGCAUUUCACCCAUGUACAAUGUUCUGUAGUCACAGUAAACCAGUACAUGUAUGUAUAUGCAAGACUGCUUGCACAGAGAUCCAGGGCUUUACACCUAAAGGAGAGUACUUGACUGUUGGCAUGCAUGGAGGGAGAAAAAGCAUACUGAAACAAACUAAUUUCAUUUAAUGCCCAGUCAAAUAGUUGUAUCAUAAAGUAAGGUAUGAACAAAUGCUUAUUAAAUAAUAUACACAAGCUAGGAGCAAAAGCUGACUACAUAAUCACACCUUUAAGAUAUGUGUACAUUUUGGCAUUUGACCUUAAAAGCAAAUGUAACUGUUCUGAUAUAAAGCAAAGCAUUGCUUCACAAAGUCUUGUUAAUUCACUGGGGAGGCUAUCUCUGGAAAUUAAUGGCUGCUUAGUUCUUUCUUUUUGCCUGUUCACCAAUGUAAAUAUACUGUUUAGUUCAGUAUGCAAGGAAGGAAGGAUAUGUGAUCAAAAUACUGCAAUUCAGUCAUGGAAUGAGUCUCAAAAGUUCAAAGCAGUUUCACAAACAUGACAUAUCAUCUGCAAUAAAACAGGCAUCGAUGGACAUUCUAAACCUGAUGCAGAUAAUGCCUAUGUCAUAGCAUUUUUAUUGAUUAUAUAUAUAGCUGAUUAAUACUCAUAACAGUAGAAUUCAUAAUAUAGAUGCAGCCAGAGAGAUAGAUCAGUUACAUAGAUAAGGCCAUAAACACACACACACACACACACACACACACACACACACACACACACACACACACACACACA
Molecule: messenger RNA, 2999 nt
Organism: Protopterus annectens (West African lungfish)
Lineage: Eukaryota; Metazoa; Chordata; Ceratodontiformes; Protopteridae
Exons: 7
Coding region: 185-1171 (328 amino acids)
Source: RefSeq, a predicted model, not a curated record